Messenger RNA from Hyalella azteca, 3470 nucleotides. RefSeq lists its product as uncharacterized. The transcript has 4 exons. Gene Ontology annotation, cellular component: extracellular matrix. Bases 767 to 3364 code for a protein of 865 amino acids. NCBI's taxonomy places the organism in Eukaryota, Metazoa, Arthropoda, Malacostraca, Amphipoda, Hyalellidae. The record is from RefSeq and is a predicted model, not a curated record.
AGCGCCUAUACUGCUCCCUCUACCUCGCAGCCCUCCACACACCAAGGACGCAAAUUCUGAAUCUGGACAUCCGCCCGCCCUGCCUGCGCGAAAUUCCUGCAUCUGCUCAGUCGCGUUCAUCACAAGCGAUCAACCGCGUACAGCACCAGCCAUCAACCGCAUUCACCACCUUCGAUCAAACGCGUUCAUCACCGUCGCUCAAUCAAUCGCAUUCAUCACUUUUGAUCGAACGCGUUCACUAACUUCGAUCAAUCGCCUUCGUUACCUUCGAUCAAUCGCGUUCAUCGCCUUCGAUCAACCGCCUUCGUUACCUUCGAUCAACCGCCUUCAUCACCUUCGAUCAACCGCGUUCAUCACCUUCGAUCAACCGCGUUCAUCACCUUCGAUCAACCGCGUUCAUCACCUUCGAUCAACCGCACUCACCAACUUCGGUCAACCGCGUUCAUCACCUUCGAUCAACCGCACUCACCAACUUCGGUCAACCGCGUUCAUCACCUUCGAUCAACCGCACUCACCAACUUCGGUCAACCGCGUUCAUCACCUUCGAUCAACCGUACUCACCAACCUCGGUCAACCGCGUUCAUCACCUUUGAUCAACCGCGUUCAUCACCAGCGAUCAACCGCACUCACCAACUUCGAUCAACCACACUCACCAACUUCGAUCAACCGCGUUCAUCACCUUCAAUCAACCGCAUUCACCGACUUCGAUCAACCGCGUUCAUCACCAGCGAUCAACCGCGUUCAUCACAGCAACUCUGACAGCGGGAUGGGCGACAACGGACGACUGCGUUGCCAGCUGUUGCUGCUACUGCUUGUGGCUGCGUCGGCACAACAGCCUACGCCAUCGCAGGAUCGCGGGUACGCCUUCGAGUACGGCGUGCGCGACGAAGGCUCCGGCACAGCGUACGCACACACUGAGUUUCGUGACGGUCAUGUCACGACGGGGCAGUAUACCGUGCACCUGCCUGAUGGCCGCAUACAGACAGUCAAGUACACGGCAGACCAAAACGGCUACCGUGCUACGGUCUCCUACGAUGGACUAGCGCACCAUCCCGAUAAAAUUAUCAACGAACCGUCUAGAACUGUGAAUUUUCCUCCAAUACUUGCCGGCAGACCAAUUCCAGUGGUCGGAGCCGCGGUUCUGAACCGACCUUCGACCAUCCCCUCACAUGCCACCCGCCACAAUUUUGAACAGAGUCGAGAAGUUCUUGGAUCGGCUGGACGUGAUUCUGUUGCUGCCGUACAGGCGCCAGUAACUGUUCAUAAACCGCCAACAUCAAUCGAAACAAUUCCAAUAGUCCCUCAAACUAAUUAUGCUGACUACGACGAUAGUGUUCCAAUUUCCGAUGACAAUUAUCAAGAAACAGCACAUCGGCAUCUCCAGCCACUACCCCAGUUACCUGGAAGUUACGCAAAUACCUCUUCUACGUUUAGAGGAGAUGGCGGUGUGACCAGUGCGCAGAGCCAGCAGUUUACGGGUGCAACAUCAUUUGAACGUCAUGCUCAUCCUGCAAGUCAAGAGAAUAGAUUUUCACAUUCAAUCUCAGAAUCUGGAAGGUAUCAUCCUUUGACUGCAGCUUCUCAUCAGCAUCAGGAUCUAUUUCGGCCAUCAGGAAGGUUUCCGAGUAUUUCUCUACCCUCAGGAAGACAUCCAAGCGUUCAGCUCUCAAGGAAAAGAAUUCCUGUUGUCCCGUUCACUGCAGACGGCAUUCCUGUCGUCCCUCCAACUGCAGAAAGUGCUCCGCUUGUACCUCCACAAGCAUCAGGUGUUCCUGUUGUACCAACUGUGCCAUUCCCUCCUUCAGACUAUCAGCAGACGCUUCCUCUUUAUUCCAUCCCAUUCCAAUCUCAUAGUGGCUCAGUCGAAAAUUCCGUAUCACCACCCUUCACACCUCAUUCUCGUUACCAGUAUCCAUUAUCGUACCACAGCUUUCCAGAGAAACAACCACGACCUCUUAAUUUUGUCGACCAAGGCAGUUUCAGCAAACCUCAUGAGCUGCCGUCGCAAGGAGAACAAAAUUUCAACAGAGUUCAGCAGCCUUUCGGUGUUAACAGUCACGAUUCAUUUGCAACGACGAAAUAUAAAAAUUUCAACGAUUUUUACAAAUUACCGUCAUCCAGCUUAGUGAAGCAGCCGAGGAAAUUCCCUCCCAACACAUAUAUUCCAUCAGCUCUUGAUCCGCUAAGUCCUCAACAUGGCUUCGGUUCGUCUCAACCAACAGCUUCUCCUUACGGUUUUCCUGGUUUCCAGUAUGGUACACCAAAUGGAGGCCAUCUCUUAACGAACAUCGAGGGAGACAGUCGACCCUUUGUUUCGAACAACAUAUUAACGAACUCUUUUGAUAAAUUCCCAAAUCAAUUUGGACAAAUCACCAACCUUAAUGAUUUUCCAAAUUUAUUCUCAAAUCAUCAAUCUCAGCAAAUUCCAGGUGAUAGUAAUCCAUUUUCUGGACCUAUCACUGCUGGGUUGCCUCAUAGGCAGAACUCUACCUAUAGCGUAGAAGGACGCCCAACUCCACAGCCAUUCAUUGUCUCGAAUUAUGUGACAAAUUCACCUUUUCUUGCCCAACAACAUUUGCCGGACCAAAGAUGGCCUGUAAGUGGCAACCAAUUUAACCAGAAUCUCAUUUUCAAACCAAUAAACGAAAUUAACUUGAAGCAUUUCAAGAAGCCUUUCAUCAUCGAUCCUGACGCGUCAGUGUUCCACAAUGAGCCAUCGGUAAUAGUGGAUUAUAGUCGCCGAGCAUCAUCUUACGGAGGUGGUUCCAACACUGUUGGCCUGGCAGCCCCUUACGUGGUUGUAGGUGGUACUUACUCUCCAAAUCCCGCUUCAAAGUUUUCAUCUGGAUUCGGUCAUGUCAUAAAUCCCAACAGCUUUGCAGCACAUGGUAUUGCUCCACCUGAUGCGGCCGAUGCAGGAAAUGUUAGACUUUCUCCUGGCUUCCUACCUCCUCAUCUCGCUAAACUUCAUGGUAAUGCGGAAGAAAUACGGACAUCACCGACUCCAGAACCCGUACAGCUGAAGCUGUCGCCGAGAAGAAACCUCGAUAUUGACGGGAUUGACAGGAAAAAUUUACCCCUUCGUGACCUACCUCACACAUUUGGAGAAGGUUCCCCUCACAAUUUUUUUCCUAAUUCACUAGGGAAGUCGCUUAGUUCUGGCGAACAAAUUGAGACUGCUUCCAAAGAUGACCUAAAUUCUCCUAGUUUAAAUAACGAUAACGACGAAACGAAAUUCGAAGAUUUUGCUGCUGGCAAAGAUAAAAGAAAAAAAUCGCGAAAUGAAUCGAAACCAAAGGAUUUGCAGGUAUCAAUCGAGAGCUCAAGUAAGAUUGAAUCGCGGCCUGUUAUAAGAAAUGGAUAGCUUGAUUAAAAUUGUAGGGUUAUAAAACUAAUUUGUAGAUGCAUGUUUUUCUAAUCUAAUUAGUCAGUUGAUAAUAUUAUUGUCUGUAAAAAGGAUCAGAUGUCAA